Messenger RNA from Eurypyga helias (sunbittern), 1300 nucleotides. RefSeq names its product ATP-dependent RNA helicase DDX1-like. The transcript has 11 exons. The annotation marks the transcript as partial. NCBI's taxonomy places the organism in Eukaryota, Metazoa, Chordata, Aves, Eurypygiformes, Eurypygidae. The record is from RefSeq and is a predicted model, not a curated record.
GAUGGCCUUCUCCUUCAGGGUUAUUCAGAUUUCAUAAACAGGAUCCACAGUCAAAUUCCUCAGAUAACUUCAGAUGGAAAGAGACUUCAGGUGAUUGUGUGCUCUGCAACACUACACUCUUUUGAUGUAAAAAAACUGUCUGAAAAGAUCAUGCAUUUUCCCACCUGGGUUGAUUUGAAAGGAGAAGAUUCUGUCCCUGAAACUGUACACCAUGUAGUUGUGCCUGUAAACCCAAAAGCUGACAAACUCUGGGAAAGGCUUGGCAAGAAUCAUAUCAGAACUGAUGAAGUACAUGCAAAAGACAAUACACGACCUGGUGCUAACACUCCAGAAAUGUGGUCUGAAGCUAUUAAAAUUCUGAAAGGAGAAUACACCGUUCGGGCAAUCAAGGAACACAAGAUGGACCAAGCCAUUAUCUUCUGCAGGACUAAAAUAGAUUGUGAUAAUAUGGAGCAGUACUUCAUCCAACAGGGUGGAGGCCCUGAUAGGAAGGGACAUCAGUUCUCAUGUGUCUGUCUGCAUGGUGACAGAAAACCUCAAGAAAGAAAGCAAAACCUGGAAAGAUUUAAGAGAGGAGAUGUCCGUUUCUUGAUCUGCACAGAUGUUGCUGCUAGAGGAAUUGAUAUCCAUGGUGUUCCGUAUGUUAUUAACGUGACACUCCCUGAUGAAAAGCAGAACUAUGUUCAUCGAAUUGGGAGAGUUGGCAGAGCUGAGAGGAUGGGUUUGGCAAUCUCCCUUGUGGCAAAAGAGAAAGAAAAGGUUUGGUAUCAUGUGUGCAGUAGUCGUGGAAAAGGGUGUUACAACACUAGACUGAAGGAAGAAGGAGGCUGUACCAUAUGGUACAAUGAGAUGCAGCUGCUGGGGGAGAUUGAAGAACACUUAAACUGCACUAUUGCCCAAGUUGAACCAGACAUAAAAGUACCAGUAGAUGAUUUUGAUGGGAAAGUUACAUAUGGACAAAAAAGAGCUCUGGGUGGUGGACUGUAUAAAGGCCACGUGGAUAUUCUGGCACCUACAGUACAAGAGUUGGCUGCCCUUGAAAAGGAGGCUCAGACAUCUUUCUUGCAUCUUGGCUAUCUUCCUAACCAGCUGUUCAGAACAUUCUGAUCAUGCCACACUUGAGACAAGCCUUGAGUUAAUAAACGCUCUGCCCUGCAAAUACAAAAAUCCCAUACUGUUUCUGAGUAGCAGUAGUUUGAAAAGGAUUAAAAUUAAAUGAACUCCUUGCAUGAUGAACGGUGUGUUCAGCAUUGUUAACUCUGUGUUAGCUGUUAUUGAGAAAAUAAAACAAGUCAAAGAU